Messenger RNA from Plodia interpunctella (Indianmeal moth), 1053 nucleotides. RefSeq lists its product as uncharacterized. The transcript is spliced from 6 exons. Bases 82 to 606 code for a protein of 174 amino acids. Lineage: Eukaryota; Metazoa; Arthropoda; Insecta; Lepidoptera; Pyralidae. The record is from RefSeq and is a predicted model, not a curated record.
ACGAAGCCACAAAUUAAUAAAUCACAAAAAAUCUUCAGUCUAUUCUAACUAGUGGCAGAUUUAUUUAAUUUAUCUUUUAAAAUGAAAAGUUUAAUUUUAUUCUGUGGCCUAGUUGGCUUGGUCUAUUCAAAAUCCUUAAGCACUUCAAGGGGGCAUGUCAGGUGCGUCAAUAUGUGGGACGAGGGCUGCAUCAAUGGUCAGCUGACUGGAUCAGGUGGAGAUGACGACUACCUGAAUGGCGGUUUCAACCCAGGCAAGCGCUGUGUCAACAUGUGGGACGAAGGCUGCAUCAAUGGUCAGCUGACUGGCUCUGGUGGAGAUGACGACUACCUGAAUGGCGGUUUCAACCCAGGCAAGCGCUGUGUCAACAUGUGGGACGAAGGCUGCAUCAAUGGUCAGCUGACUGGCUCUGGUGGCGAUGACAACUAUCUGAAUGGCGGGUUCAACCCGGGCAAACGCUGCGUCAACAUGUGGGACGAAGGGUGCAUCAACGAUCAACUUCCUGGAGCUGGCGGUGACGACGACUACCUGAACGGGGGCUUCAACCCCGGCAAGAGGUCUCUCCACGAACUCAUGCAGAAGUUGAGGAAGCACCCCAAACAUUGACCACAAUCGAACAAAUUAUAGUGUUUUAUGUCCGUCCGAACGUCGAUCUAAAUGUUUUUAACCCAUAGGUGCAGCACGCAACCUCUCAUAUUCAUAAAAAAGUUAAAAAGCAUAACUACCUACUUACUUUUAAAAUGUUUUGUGACUACAAAACAUUUGUAAGAAUGAGACGAAACAUAUUUUAGCUUGAAAGUACUUUCUUUUAUACGAAGAGUGCACGUUUGUUUAAUCUUGUGUUUAAUUCCACCAAGACCUGAAGCGAAUCUAUCCUUAGUGUGGAUAGUUUUUUUUUAAUAUAUAUUAAUUAUGUGCAAAUUUUUUAAUUGCUUUUAAAAUGUUGCUAUUAUAUAAAUGCGUUGUCUAUAAUUUUUCCACUCUGUAAAAAAUAUAUGGGUACAUUUUGUCUAUGUAUGAAGUAUUUGUAAAAUAAAUAUUUAUUUAAAAUUA